AUAGUUAGUUUUAGGUUUUAUUUGUAUAACCAUAAACUAAAGGGAACCAAACAUUUUUAGCUGGGAUACAGUAGCUGUAUGGAUGUGCAUUUUGUUAACAUUAUUACGGUAACAGUACCCGGAAAUGCGCGAAUGUUCAGCUAUUCUUCACGUUCACACAAGCAAGCAUGAUAUUACGAUUCGUGUUGUUCGUAUGAAUGAAUCCAUAUAACUACUGCUGUAGUGCAGAUAAACGUUUGGUGCAGAAGAUAUGCGCUCAACACGAUUUGUAGUCUUUUUGUGACAUUGUUGUAGCUGCUGCUACCCCACGUGUUGUAGGACAGACAAACACAUUGGAGGCUCACGCUACCGAGCGAGCUGCAUCGACAGCUUUGAGUCAUCUCUGUCAUUGCGAGACAUUUCCGAGCCUGUAAUCUCCACAGUUCUCACGUUUCUUUCCCUAUCAACCCGAUACCAUGAGUGAGUACUUCUCGCUAGCGGAGUGUGAUGUAAUUGGCUUUGAUCUGGAUCAUACUCUCUGUCGAUACCAUUUGAAGGAGACCUCCAGGCUGAUCUAUGAGAGUUUUGCACGGUAUCUGGUGGAGCAUAAAGGUUAUGACAAAGAUCUGCUUCAUUUGACACCUGCUACUUGGGAUUUCUGUUUUAAAGGUCUUGUGGUGGACCUUGAGGAGGGGAACUUGGUCAAGUUGGCAGUGGAUGGUACUGUCUUGCGGGCAACUCAUGGCACUAAAAACCUUAGCACUGACGACAUAACAAAGCAUUAUGGUCCUAAAAGAGAAUGGAAGCAUUUUAAUAGCCUCAAUACCUCAUACACACGAUCUGCAAAAUACUAUUUUUAUGACAACUAUUUUGACCUCCCUGGUGCUCUUCUCUGUGCCAGAGUGGUGGACAUGUUACAUAAGCGAGGAGCUGAAAUCACAUCUGACUUUUGGAAAGACAUUGUUGCUGCCAUUGACCAUAAUUACAACACAUCUGCAUUUCGGGAGGAUGCAGGGACGUAUUUCCCUAGUGUGAAACGUAAUCCCGGCCGUUACCUGCAGCCCUGCUCAGAUGCGGUGAAGAGAUGGUUGAGGACCAUGAAAAACAGCGGUAAAAUCCUGCUGCUCAUCACGAGCUCACACUCUGAUUACUGCAGACUAGUGUGUGAGCACAUACUGGGGAAGGACUUUGAGGAGCUGUUUGACAUCAUUAUCACUAAUGCUCUGAAGCCUGGAUUCUUCUCUCUUGUUCCACAGCAAAGACCUUUCAGAACACUAGUGGAUGAUGUUGAAGAUAGUGAGGGUUUGCCAUCUCUGGAAAAACCUGGUUGGUAUUCUCAGGGCAACUGGCCUCAUCUACAUGAACUAUUGAAGAUCAUGACCAACAAAUCAGAGCCAAAGGUGGUGUACUUUGGAGACAGCAUACGCUCAGACAUGUUCCCGGCCUGCAGCUUUGGAAAGUGGGAGACGGUGAUGAUUGUGGAGGAGAUUGAGGGGGAGGGGACCCCCUGUAACAGCCUCGCCCCAAGUGAAGGUCCUGUAGAGAAGAAGGGCAAAUUUGAGGAUCAGGGAAUGAAGUCUCCUUCAGCUGUGUCAAAUCAGUGGGGCUCAUAUUUUGUCGAUGUGCAAAAGAAUGAAGGAGAGGAGACACAGAGACUCACCUGGUGUUGCCACAGUAUCCACAAAUAUAGCACCAUGGCUAUACCCAGCAUUGAGGCUAUAGCAGACCUUCCUUUAGACUUUAAGUUCCAGAGAUUUUCUCCAGAUAAGCCCAGCACAACAGGUUAUUACCCCAGACCUCCAGACUCGCUGCUGAAACGUGAACAGAACCAGUCCUGAAUUCUCGCACUUCUCAAGCACAGUCCAGGAGAUUGUCCCGCCAUUGAGUUCUCCAGAUUCACUUAGAGCUAGGCCAUCCAUUCUUCCAACCAGUGAUUAAAGCUGUGUGAAUGUAACACCCUGGACAGUGUCUGUGUAUUAUCUUCUCACCCCUACAUGAACAAGUACAGUUGAAGUCAGAAGUUUGCAUACACCAUAGCCAAAUACAUUUAAACUUAGUUUUUCACAAUUCCUGAUAUUUAAUCGUAGAAAACAUUCCCUGUCUUAGGUCAGUUAGGAUCACUACAUAAUGUUAAAUGUCAGAGUAAUAGUAGAGAGAAUUAUUUAUUUCAGGUUUUAUGUCUUUCAUCACAUUCACAGUGGGUCAGAAUUUUACAUACACUUGCCUUUAAAUUGUUUAACUUGGGUCAACCAUUUUGGGUAGCUUUCCACAAGCUUCUCACAAUAAGUUGCUGGAAUCCUCCAGACAGAACUGGUGUAAAUGAGUCAGGUUUGUAGGCCUCCUUGCUCGCACACGCUUUUUCAGUUCUGCCCACAAAUUUUCUAUCAGAUUGAGGUCAGGGCUUUGUGAUGGCCACUCCAAUACCUUGACUUUGUUGUCCUGAAGCCAUUUUGCCACAACUUUGGAGGUAUGCUUGGGGUCAUUGUCCAUUUGGAAGACCUAUUAGUGACCUAGCUUUAACUUCAUGGCUGAUGUAUUUAGAUGUUGCUUCAGUAUAUCCACAUAAUUUCCCUUCCUCAUGAUGCCAUCUAUUUUGUGAAGUGCACCAGUUCCAUCUGCAGCAAAGCAACCCCACAACAUGAUGCUGCCACCCCCAUGCUUCACGAUUGGGAUGGUGUUCUUCGGCUUGCAAGCCUCACCCUUUUUCCUCCAAACAUAAUGAUGGUCAUUAAGGCCAAAAUGUUCCAUUUUUGUUUAAUUAGACAAGUGGAAAUUUCUCCAAAAAGUAACAUCUUCAUCCCCAUGUGCACUUGCACACUGUUGUCUGGCUUUUUUAUGGGGGUUUUGGAGCAUUGGCUUCUUCCUUGCUGAUCAGCCUUUCAGGUUUUGUUGAUAUAGGACUCAUUUUAUUGUGGAUAUAGAUACUUGUCUACCUGUUUCCUCCAGCAUCUUCACAAGGUCCUUUGCUGUUGUUCUGGGAUUGAUUUGCACUUUUCGCACCAAACUACGUUCAUCUCUAGGAGACAGAAUGCAUCUCCUUCCUUAGCGAUAUGAUGGCUGCGUGGUCCCAUGGUGUUUAUACUUGCAUACUAUUGUUUGUACAGAUGAAAGUGGUACCUUCAGGCAUUUGGAAAUUGCUCCCAAGGAUGAACCAGACUUGUGGAGGUCUACUUUUUUUUUUCUGAGGUCUUGACUGAUUUCUUUAGAUUUCAAAAAAAGAGGCACUGAGUUUGAAGGUAGGCCUUAAAAUACAUCUACAGGUACACCUCCAAUUGACUCCAAUUAGCCAAUUAGCCUAUCAGAAGCUAAUUGUCUAAAGGCUUGACAUAAUUUUCUGGAAUUUUCCAAGGCACAGUUAACUUAGUGUAAACUUCUUACCCACUGGAAUUGUGAUAUAGUCAAUUAAAAGUGAAACAAUCUGUCUGUAAACAACUGUUGGAAAAAUUACUCAUGUCAUGCACAAAGUAGAUGUCCUAAACGACUUGCCAAAUCUAUAGUUCGCUAAUAUGAAAUCUGUGGAGUGGUUUAAAAAUGAGUUUUAAUGACUUCAACCUAAGUGUAUGUAAACUUCUGAUAUCAGCUGUAUAAUGUAACUGAAGUUGUGUUUGUCUGUUUGUGACUAGCCAUGCAUUGAUCAUUGGAUGUACAAGGAAGUUACCAUCUAUUGUGUCUUACGCUGUUUACUCACAAUAACACAUAUUUGUAAUCAGUAGAGCAUUCUCACUACCAUUGAACUACUAAAGGAAUAGUUCACCCAAAAAUUCUGUCAACAUUUGCUCAUCCUCAUGUUGUUCCAUUGAUUAUGAUUUCCUUUUUCCUUAUUGGAAAACAUUGAAUUUUCUGAAGGAUAUCCUUUCUGCCUUUUUUCAUAUACUGUAAUGAAAGUCAAUGGUGACUGGGUCUGGCAAGCUCCAAAAUGACAAUAAUACACAAUAAAAGUGUCAUAAAAUUACUCCAUAUACUGUAGGUUCAGAACGACAUGAGGGUGAGUAAAUGAUGACAAAAGCUUCAUUUGUGGGCAAACUGUACCUUCAAGGAGUACAAAAAAACAUAGUUUUCCCAUGAGCUAUGUGUUUAUUUAUUUAUUUAUUUAUUUUGUUUGUUUGUUUUUUGUUUUUUAAUGAAAGUAAUGUUACAUAACCUCAAAGGAUGUGUUUUGGCAAUGCACUGUGCUUUUAUGUAAUUGCUUACUGCAAGAAAGCCAGGCACAAAUGACGUUGAAUAUUCAUGCAACCAAGAAACUGCCAUGAGUUCUUUGCUCUUCUUGUGAUUGUUGAAAGUGUUGCAAGUAAACUGCUGGUGCUGAAACUGGUUCAGAUUAGUGCCAGUGUUUUGUAGUAUAUUGUAGAUUGUUUACUUUCCUGCAUUUGAUUGUGAUUUCUCACCCUUCUCUAUAUUGUUGUAAUUUACUGUACUCUUUGAGAGUUUCUAUGAGAAAUGAGAGAGAUGGUGUGUACAGUACAUCAUAUUCCCAAAUGCAGAUGAAGUAUUAAGUGUCCACUUGACUUCUUGCACAAAUGCCUUUUGUUUCAGGUCUUCGUUGUUAUUGAAUGAAAAAGGGUGAAUACUUAAGAAUUUCUCUGUGUAUGUAAUGUUAUAGUAAAGGUGUAAAAAAUAUUGUGUUGUUGGGUGAUAGUCAAUGUAAACAGCCAAUUUUCUGUCAUGCACAGUGGCAGUGUUGAAUGGUGCCAUGCUUUACCCAACCAUUUAGUGGUUUUAUGUGUCAGAGCACGUCUUAUCUAAAUCCCAUUACUUGUUUCAUGUGUGUGCUGGUCCUGAAUAUUGAUAAUGAUUUGUAAAAGCAAUGUAAGUGGAUUUUAUGUUUUUAUGUUGAGUGGUCUGAUGGGGUUUCCAUAGUGGUAGGCUGUAAUGGUUUUAAAUGGUACAGUGUUAAAAGACAAACUGCAUGUCAGAAGUGUUUGAUUUUAUUGUUUAACAAAGCUGAGAUUUAAGUGAUGUUGUGUUCCGUCACUGGGCAGCUUCAUCAAGUACAGAGGUGUGGAAAUCCUCAUCAGAGCUAUGACCUACUUUUCUCUGUUGAUUAAAAAAAAAAAAAAAAAUAGUAUCUUCUGCUGUAUGUGGUGAACAGCACUAAUGAUUGUUAAUUGAGUACAGGGAAAGUGUUCGUAUGUGCAGAAAUAAAAAAGAAAAAAUUAACAUGAAUUUUAAGGGCUUUCAU
Messenger RNA from Myxocyprinus asiaticus (Chinese sucker), 5158 nucleotides. It is a transcript of the gene nt5dc1, whose product is annotated as 5'-nucleotidase domain containing 1. The record is from RefSeq and is a predicted model, not a curated record. NCBI's taxonomy places the organism in Eukaryota, Metazoa, Chordata, Actinopteri, Cypriniformes, Catostomidae. Gene Ontology annotation, molecular function: 5'-nucleotidase activity. The transcript has 12 exons. The coding region runs from base 456 to 1817 and encodes 453 amino acids.